Molecule: messenger RNA, 1529 nt
Organism: Chiroxiphia lanceolata (lance-tailed manakin)
Lineage: Eukaryota; Metazoa; Chordata; Aves; Passeriformes; Pipridae
Gene: COQ10A
Product: coenzyme Q10A
Exons: 5
Coding region: 25-708 (227 amino acids)
Biological process (GO): cellular respiration; ubiquinone biosynthetic process
Cellular component (GO): mitochondrion
Molecular function (GO): ubiquinone binding
Source: RefSeq, a predicted model, not a curated record
CCCGGUCCCGGUCCCGGCCCGCUCAUGGCGGCCCGGCGGCUCCGCGGUGCCCUCCAGCUCGGGGCGCGGCAGCGCCUGCGGGCCGGGGCGGCCCCGCCCUGCAGACACGCAGCCCUGUGUGGCCUCCGGCUCUCCCGCCUGGCCAGGCCGGGCCCUGUGCCCUGGGAGCCCCGUUCCCAGCCCAGCAGGACCUUCCUGAACCUCACCAACAAGCGCAAGGAGUACUCGGAGCGGCGCAUCAUCGGGUACUCGAUGCAGGAGAUGUACGACGUGGUGGCCAACGUGGAGGACUACAAGAACUUUGUGCCCUGGUGCAAGAAGUCGGUGGUGGUGUCGCGGCGCUCGGGGCACAUCAAGGCCCAGCUGGAGGUGGGGUUCCCGCCCGUGCUGGAGCGUUACACGUCCAUCGUCACCCUGGUCCGGCCUCACCUGGUCAAGGCCGUCUGCACCGACGGGCGCCUCUUCAACCACCUGGAGACCAACUGGCGCUUCAGCCCCGGCAUCCCCGGCUACCCCCGCACCAGCACCGUGGACUUCUCGAUCUCCUUCGAGUUCCGCUCCCUGCUGCACUCCCAGCUGGCCACCGUGUUCUUCGACGAGGUGGUCAAGCAGAUGGUGGCCGCCUUCGAGCGCCGCGCGGCCAAGAACUUCGGGCCCGAGACCCGCAUCCCCCGGGAGCUCAUGUUCCACGAGGUCCACCAGACGUGAGGGUGGCCGGGCCGGGCCCCCCCGGACUGUGCCAGGCUGGGGCUCACCUGCCCCGUGCCCACCCCCCAAAUAUUUAUUCGAGUGCGUCUCCGCUGCCGUUGCCUCAACGUCCCCCCGGCCCCGGGGGGCUGCGUCCUGGCGCUGGACUCUCCCUGGUUUUGUAGCUGAUUUGGGGUUUUAAGUUUUGUUUUUAGCUCUUGGGAGUUGUUUUUGGUUUUGUUUCGUUUGGGGGUUUUUUAUUUAACCCUUUUUUUUUUUUUUUUUCUGUUCUUUUAACUCCUCGGCCAGGCCGGAGCGUCCCAGCGGGGACAGCUCCCGGUGCCUGGGCCGUGCUCCGGGACACAGGGAGGAAGGAAGGGUUUGCUGGGUGGGGGGGCCUGGCCGGAUCCCACACAGAGCUGCUGGGACCCUCCCCGUCCUCCCCAGCCCUCCCAGGAACAAAAGGGAAGGAGCUGGCACAGGGAGGAGCCCCCCGAGCCCCCGGCUCACGGCCGAGGGACCCCCGACGUCGCACAGUUUGCACAAGCCACACGCACAGGGUGGGGAGGGGGCGGCUCAAGCUGCCCCCCCCCCUGCCACCCCCACCCCCAGCACCCGCCGCCGGGACUGGGACGGUCCCGGGAUCGCCCCCAACCGCAGCCCCCCCGGCCCCGCUCACCGUUCCUCACCUGCGGUGGGGGGACAGGGAAGCCUCUGGAUCCCCCCCACCACAGAGCCCCCCCGGGGGGCUGAGGGGCUCCCUGAGCCCCCCGAGGCCGCCCUGGCCGUGCUGCCCGAGGAAGGGCUUUUACAGGCCAAUAAAGAGCAUUUUCCAAGGGUGA